GACCCCGGACCGCGCUGCACACAGAGCGUGUUUACAGCAUGUGAGUUUAUAGUUUAGUAUUAAAAAGAAGAUCAAAGGAUGGAGCGCGUGACGGAGGGAAGAUGGGACAGUUUAUCUGUGAAUCUUCAGGACGGGAUAAAGCGGACCCUCCAGAAACUGGGCUUUACCUUCAUGACCCCAGUUCAGUCCGCCUGCAUCCCUCUGUUUAUGAGUAAUAAAGACAUUGCUGCUGAAGCGGUGACGGGAAGCGGGAAAACUCUGGCGUUUGUGAUUCCUGUUCUGGAAAUUCUUCUAAAGCGUGAAGAGAAGCUGAAGAAAAUGCAGGUCGGUGCUUUGAUCAUCACUCCGACGCGAGAGCUGGCUGUGCAGAUCAGUGAAGUUAUGGGACAAUUUCUAGAAGAAUUUCCUCAGUUCAGACAGAUUCUUUUGAUUGGUGGAAGCAACCCUAUUAAUGACGUCAAUAACUUUAAGACUCAUGGGGCGAACAUCGUGAUCGGGACCCCCGGCCGUCUGGAGGACAUGUUCAGGAGGAAAGCUGAUGGGCUGGAUCUGGCCAGCUGUAUGAAGGCUCUGGAUGUUCUGGUUCUGGACGAGGCGGACCGGUUGCUGGAUAUGGGAUUUGAAGCAAGUCUGAACACUAUACUGGGGUUUUUGCCGAAGCAGAGGCGCACUGGUCUUUUCUCCGCCACUCAGACGCAGGAACUGGAGAAACUGGUGCGGGCGGGACUCCGGAACCCAGUCCGGAUCACAGUGAAGGAGAAAGGAGUCGCCGCGAGCAGCGCACAGAAAACCCCCGCCAGGCUGGAGAACUAUUAUACAAUCUGCAGAACUGAAGAGAAGUUUAACACGCUGGUGGCCUUCCUCAGACAACACACACACGAGAAGCAGCUCGUCUUCUUCAGUACAUGUGCAUGUGUGGAGUAUUUCGGUAAAGCUCUGGAGUUCCUGGUUAAAAAUGUCACCAUUCUUUGCAUCCACGGCAAAAUGAAGGACAAGCGGAACAAAAUAUUCUCAGAGUUUCGGCAGCUGAAAAGUGGGAUACUGGUGUGCACAGAUGUAAUGGCGAGAGGCAUCGAUAUCCCGGACGUUAACUGGGUUCUCCAGUACGACCCUCCAAGCAGCGCAAGUUCUUUCGUGCAUCGCUGUGGAAGAACAGCUCGUAUUGGGAACCGAGGCAGCGCUCUCGUCUUCCUGCUCCCGAUGGAGGAAUCGUACGUCAAUUUUCUCUCCAUAAAUCAGAAGUGUCCGCUGCAGCUGUACCCCGCGGUGAGGGACGUGGAGAACGUUCUGCCGGAUCUGAAGGUUCUGGCGCUGGGAGACCGGGCCGUGUUUGAGAGAGGGAUGCGGGCCUUCGUCUCGUUCAUUCAGGCCUACGCUAAACACGAGUGCAGCCUCAUAUUCCGGGUCAAAGAUCUGGAUUUUGCCUCGUUAGCUCGGGGCUUUGCUCUCCUCCGGAUGCCGAAGAUGCCCGAGCUGAGAGGGAAGUCGUUUCCGGGUUUUGAAGAAGUUCCCGACACCGACUCGAUUCGGUACAAAGACAAGAACAGAGAGAAACAGAGGCAGAAGAUGCUCCAGCAACAGAAGGAGAAAGAUAAAGAAGCCCCGCCCAGGAAGAACUUCGUCAGGAACCAAGCCUGGUCCAAACAGAAAUCCAAAAAGGACAAGAAGAAAAAGAUAUCCGCCAAAAGGAAGCUGGAUGAGGGAUCAGAUGUGGAUGAUGAGGACAUGCAGGAACUUCUGAAUGACACUCGGCUACUGAAGAGACUCAAAAAGAAGAAAAUCACUGAGGAAGACUUUGAUAAGCAGAUUAGUGCUGGAGGAAGUUCCAAGCAUAAACGAGCAGGACCCUCUGAAGAGCCGAGUUCAGAAGGAGAGGAUGAAUAAACUGUUUUUAAUAAAAUUUCUUCUCAUCCAGAAGUCUCUACUCUGCACAAAGACGUUAACAGACAUUUGUUAAUAAGCUCAAUAUGUAACAGGACAACAAAUAAUAUUAAGAAAAUGCUGUUUUCUUAUUGUUGUUGUCUUCAUUUUGUAUACCAGUUGUAUACAAUUAUUACCGUAGAGUUUUAUCUGUGUUAAGAGACAGACACCAUAUAUUUUCUAAACAGAAAAAGGCAGACCCCUACCUGUGGCCCACCUGGUAAAAGGUAUUUUAAAAUAUACAAUUCUGUCCUUUAAUAAAAAAAAAAAAAUGUAUUACCUACGUACAUGUAUACAUUGUUCAAAACUGCAUAUGAAAGACUUUGGAAGAACCUGGCUUGAAAAUGCAUACAUUUGUUUUUAUGUUGACAAUAAGACUGGAUAAUAUGAUUGCCAUGUGACCAUAUUGCAAUAUACAGCUUACCAUCGUUUGGUGAUUUAAUGCCAAAAACUGUUCAAUCACCACAAUAUUUGGUAGUGGUUUUAAUGUUAUGGCUGAUGGGGGAUAUCAUCUUGUGUCUCCAGUUUUUGUAAAGCGUCAACUUUACGAAGAAGAAAAUAAAAUAGUUUUCUACCUUUCAGUGUAACUCAAUGUUAUUAUUUUUAUUCCAAGUUUAAAAACAAUUGGUGCAUUUAUCAUGAAUAAAAGACAUUUUUACAAUUUA
This is a messenger RNA of Astyanax mexicanus (Mexican tetra), 2585 nucleotides long. It is a transcript of the gene ddx55, whose product is annotated as DEAD (Asp-Glu-Ala-Asp) box polypeptide 55. The transcript is spliced from 14 exons. Gene Ontology annotation, molecular function: nucleic acid binding; ATP binding. The record is from RefSeq and is a predicted model, not a curated record. Bases 79 to 1884 code for a protein of 601 amino acids. Gene Ontology annotation, cellular component: nucleolus. Lineage: Eukaryota; Metazoa; Chordata; Actinopteri; Characiformes; Acestrorhamphidae.